Molecule: messenger RNA, 480 nt
Organism: Hypoxylon trugodes
Lineage: Eukaryota; Fungi; Ascomycota; Sordariomycetes; Xylariales; Hypoxylaceae
Product: putative integral membrane protein
Exons: 2
Coding region: 1-480 (159 amino acids)
Source: RefSeq, a predicted model, not a curated record
AUGGCCUAUUCAACUAUACUUCACUUUGUUCCAGUCAUAUCGACUACUUCUUCUCUUUGGUUUGCAUGGGAUCAAUAUGAAUUCCUGACGCUGUUCCGCAAGCCCGACUUGCGAGGUCUCAGCAACGAGCUCCUACCAUCGUAUUUUACGUCGUUUUUCAAUCGUGGUGCACCUCGUGUCCUCGCAUUGCUGACCACCACUGUCAUUUCGUGUGGUAGUAUUCUACGGUACUCUCCCAGCACUAUCCUCCGCGAUAGCGCACCAUGGUAUAUUGCAGGUCUCUCGUUCGCUCUAGGACAUCAGGUGUUUGUACCUUUCAUACUCCCUAGUAUCCAAGCUAUCAAGAACGACGGCAAGGAGAAAAAUGUCGCCGAACUCGAGAGUUGGCUUCGUGUUCACACAUGGCGAAGCCUUACAGUCGACCUAGCAGCUUGGGUCUGCUGCAUUGUUGCUGCUUCAAAGAGCCUCGCUCAUGAUUAG